AUGCCUUCCACGGCUGCAGCACAGUUUGGCCAGUCGCUUCGCGCUUCGACGCAUCUCACCUCUCGUCGGAUAGCUUUACUCUAUUAUGACUAUGCUCUCACUGUUGGUUUGGAAGUCAAGCACGUAUGGAGAGGAAAAUUCCGCAUCUCCACGAUCUUAUACUUCUGUUGUCGUUAUGCACUUAUUGCAAACGUUAUUUACUUGUUGGCAAUUGCCAAGAAGCUUACAACGAAGUACGUCAAUUUCUGGAGACGUGUUCCAUGUGUUGAAGGUAGUUUUAGUUGCGAUACCUGGUAUAAGUUCGUUGCUGCAAUCAGUUUAUUGGGCAGAGCAGCCGUUAUCUUUGCACUCGGAGCCAGAACAUAUGCUGUCUUCAACUGUAAUCGAUAUAUCCUUGCUUUGGUCUGUUUUAUAGGAGUGACAUGUAUAGGGCUUUCGAUUGUCCAUGUCCCUGGUGCUAAAUGUGUUGGUGCAAACGAUAAUGAAAAUGAUGCCAAUGCUGUCCUCACUGCAUUCUAUGAAUGUCUUGUUGCAGUCCUCACAGUAUAUCGAGCUGUCCAAGAGCACCGUGAGAAUGGAUCCUGGAGAAACAAGGAGAUAGGUCUUUAUUCUUUGAUUUUUGAGCAAGGUCUCAUAUAUUUCUGCAUUGUAUCAAUUUUCACGACCGCAACGAUCGUGCUCAAUUUUACACAACCGUCCGGGUCAUUUUUCCAACGCCUACUCAAUGCAUUAACGUUACCUUUAUCCUGCUUGUUGACUGCACGGUUUCUCCUCCAACUACGAGAAUGGCAAGAAGACAGGUCUAGAUCCAUUGUGACUACUUUCGGAGGGGUAAAUACGACUACUACAUUACCAACACCUAGCUUUGCACUUAACGUAGAUGCGAUUAUGAUGGAUGACUUUGGUAAUCACGACCAGCCUGUUUUGUCUGCACCGAGGACUGAACGUGAUACAACUCGUGUUCAACAAACUGAUAUGGAGGCAGGAGGACUCAAUGGUGUUAUACCAAGAUAG
Messenger RNA from Fomitiporia mediterranea MF3/22, 1014 nucleotides. RefSeq lists its product as uncharacterized. Bases 1 to 1014 code for a protein of 337 amino acids. The transcript is spliced from 11 exons. Lineage: Eukaryota; Fungi; Basidiomycota; Agaricomycetes; Hymenochaetales; Hymenochaetaceae. The record is from RefSeq and is a predicted model, not a curated record.